UAAUUACGUGGUAGCUCUUCGCUUCCUUGAAAGUCAAGGAAAUCACCGGGGUCACCUUUUUAUUCUUAUUUUAUUUAAAAACACUCCAAAUGGCACUUUUCUGUUACUGGAACAGUCAUUGGCGUUGUGUUGAGAAAAGACGGACAGAUGUCGUGCAGCAGGUUUUUGUGACAGGGCGCUUCCAGUGAAUGUGCUGGGCGUGUGUGAAGAUAACGCAAACAAGGGCUGGAUGUGAAAACUGUCAGGAACAGAUAAACCUCAGUAACCGUCGACCCCCGGCCUACAAUAAGUCAGUCUUUCUACUGACAAAAGUGUCAUGCAGUCAAAAGUGAGUCCAGAUACUCCACAUUUACAGCACUGCUCGAUGAUUUGCCCGUCUGACUUUAUACAGUAAGUUUCGACAGAUAAUGAUUAGGUGAGACUCCUAAACUUCAUUUUGUUCGUCUUUUUCUCCAAAUGUAUGAGACAAUGUUGCGAAUGACAAGAUUUACAAUCGGUAAACUGCAACAGUGUAACAUUACCUGCUCUCGGUCGGAUACAUUAUAUAAUUUGCCUAAUCGGACAUCAAGAACACCGUGGAGAAGUCAAGUGUCCAAGAAUGGAUCAUAUGAGUUCCUUGUGUUGCCUGUGUAUAAGGGAAGAAACAUGUCCAGGCUCUUUUAUCUCAAAACUGGAGGGUUAUUUUUACCCAAGAGUAUGUGGACACACUCCAGACACACGGUUGCUCUCUACAGCACAUCUACAGACUCCAAACAAACCUCAAAGACUGCGGUAAAUCAGGAGAGUAAGGUUAAAACCUCAGAAAGCACGUUGCCUGUACCCUCAGAAGAUGUCAAUAAGUUGCUACAGCUGGCGUAUCCUCAGCGAUGGAGACUGACAGCUGCCGUGAGCUUUCUGGUGAUCGCAAGCUCUGUCACCAUGUCUGCACCAUUUUUUCUGGGACAAGUGAUAGACACCAUCUACUCUAGCCCCACAGAGGACUUCACCGCCUCCCUUACCUCCCUGUGUUUCAUGCUAACAGGUGUCUUCCUCUGUGGAGGCGCUGCAAAUGCUGCUCGUGUCUACCUGAUGCAAAUCUCAGGGCAACAGAUUGUACGAAACUUGCGCGAAACCCUUUUCUCCUCGAUUUUGAAGCAGGAGGUGGGAUUCUUUGAUAAGACCCGAACGGGUGAGCUCAUUAACCGGCUUUCGGCAGACACGGCCAUCGUUGGACGCUGCCUCACUGACAACCUGUCUGAUGGGCUGCGAUCCCUCGCCCAGGCGGGGGCCGGGGUUGGCAUGAUGUUAUAUGUGUCACCUAGUCUGGCAGCCUUUGUGCUGAUGGUUGUUCCUCCUAUUGCCUGCCUGGCGGUAAUUUUCGGUAGAUUCCUACGAUCCAUAUCAAGACGCACACAGGAUGCAUUGGCAGAGGCCACACAGUUGGCAGAAGAGAGGAUCAGCAACAUGCGGACAGUCCGAGCUUUUGGAAAAGAGCUGACAGAGGUGCAGAAGUACUCAGAAAAGGUUGACCAUAUUUUUGAACUAGCUAAGAAAGAGGCUGUGCUUUCCGCUGGAUUCUAUGGAGUGACGGGACUGAGUGGAAAUGUCAUCAUCCUGAGUGUGUUGUAUAAGGGAGGUCUGCUGAUGGCCAGUGAAGCCAUGACCGUUGGGCAGCUCUCUUCUUUCCUAAUGUAUGCCUUCUGGGUGGGCAUUAGCAUCGCAGGUUUCAGCUCUUUCUAUUCUGAGUUGAUGAAGGGACUUGGUGCUGGGACUCGUCUAUGGGAACUCAUGGACCGAAAGCCAGAAUUUCCCCUCAAUGAGGGGCUUGUGUUGAAACCAGAGCAGUUUAAAGGAGAACUGGAGUUUCGUAAUGUGUGUUUUGCUUACCCAACGAGAAAGGAUUCGCCCAUCUUCCAGGAUCUAAGUUUGUCUGUGCCGGCGGGGUCAGUAAUGGCAGUAGUGGGAUCCAGUGGCUCUGGCAAAUCCACACUGGUGUCUUUGUUACUCCGGCUGUAUGAUCCUGAUUCAGGUGUGGUCACUGUUGAUGGCCGUGAUGUACGAGACUUGAAUCCUUACUGGCUGAGGAGUCACAUUGGUACUGUAAGCCAGGAGCCGGUUCUUUUUUCUUGUUCCAUUGCUGAGAACAUCGCUUAUGGGGCGACAGACCCAAGUCAGGUCACAGUAGAGGACAUCUACAGGGCAGCACAAAUAGCCAAUGCUCAUGACUUCAUCCAGGAUUUCCCUAAGGGCUAUGAUACACUGGUAGGAGAGAAGGGGGUACUGCUGUCAGGAGGACAAAAGCAGAGAGUCGCCAUAGCACGAGCCUUGCUGAAGAAUCCCAAAAUACUUUUAUUGGAUGAAGCCACAAGUGCUCUGGAUGCAGAGAAUGAGUUUCUGGUACAGGAAGCAUUAGAGAGGCUGCUGGACGGUCGCACAGUGUUGAUCAUCGCUCACCGUCUCUCCACCAUCCAGAGCGCAGAUGCCGUGGCUGUGCUGGACCAGCACCGCGUGAUGGAGAUCGGCAGCCAUGCCCAACUCCUUGCCAAUGACCAGGGGCUCUUCCACAAGCUGAUGGAGAAGCAGGCCUUCCUGCUGUCCGAGCAAAAAAAGGCUCUCUACAAAUAGGAGAAACAGUCAUUUAAAGACAACAAAGAGAGUGCACACAUUCAAACAUCUUUAAAUGCUCUUGAUAUGUUUUAUUGUGUUUUUGAGCACUCUGAAAGACUGAAAUGUAGCUAUUUAGCUUUUGCAGUGUCAUAAACUGCCAAGUAACUGGAAACCAGUUGUAUACUGAUCAUUGUUAAUUACAAUGGCAGACAGUCACAGCGUACAUGCUGUGGACAUGAUUUAAUACUCGUCAGAGUUGCGAAAUACAAUGCUUUUAAAAUUGUUUUAUGCUUUCAUAGCCCAAGAAAAACAGUAAUACAUUUGAAUGGAAAAGCUUGAAAGGGAUAUGAGGUAGAUUUGAAAUAUGAGACCAAGUUACUUGAUGCUACUAUUACUUGUAAUAAAUCAUGUCAGUCAUUUAUUAAGAAUCAGGUGAUAAUCAGCUUAUUGAAGUGUACAUAGGGCCUUAUUCAUGAUACAUGAGCAGAACUCAUUUCUGUGUAAAGGAGACAGAAAAACAU
Messenger RNA from Rhinichthys klamathensis goyatoka, 3107 nucleotides. It is a transcript of the gene abcb10, whose product is annotated as ATP-binding cassette, sub-family B (MDR/TAP), member 10. Gene Ontology annotation, biological process: transmembrane transport. The coding region runs from base 457 to 2604 and encodes 715 amino acids. The record is from RefSeq and is a predicted model, not a curated record. Gene Ontology annotation, molecular function: ABC-type oligopeptide transporter activity; ATP binding; ATP hydrolysis activity. Lineage: Eukaryota; Metazoa; Chordata; Actinopteri; Cypriniformes; Leuciscidae. Gene Ontology annotation, cellular component: membrane. The transcript is spliced from 13 exons.